This is a messenger RNA of Orussus abietinus, 2279 nucleotides long. RefSeq lists its product as uncharacterized. NCBI's taxonomy places the organism in Eukaryota, Metazoa, Arthropoda, Insecta, Hymenoptera, Orussidae. Bases 112 to 1434 code for a protein of 440 amino acids. The transcript is spliced from 3 exons. The record is from RefSeq and is a predicted model, not a curated record.
AGGAAAUUUAUAAACCGAGAUGACACUUUCAUUCCACUUUAAAAAUAUUCCCAUAUUUAACCAUAUCAUAAAAUUCCGAUAUUUCUUAUCACAGUGCCCAAGCUCUCCAGGAUGUGCGAAGAUCAUCAAAGAUGGAGACUCCAUAUCGCUACAGGAAUCAUUUUCCUAAUUUUAGGAGUAGUAUCAUGCCAUGAUAGUAGCACUCUUCCUCCAAACCAUAGAGACACCAUAUCCAACUCCGCGGACCUAAAAAUGGAGGCUCGCAUAAACGACUUUGAUCCAGAAUUAAAUUACCCAUCAUCAAAGAGCGACUUUUUAUCACCAACAAAAAAUCCUAUGGUGUCUCCAUCAAACUUGACGGAGCCAUUAUCAGCGACUCCCAUGAAAGAUAUUGAUAAAGGGGCUAAAGCCCCCGAAAAUAAAGGCUGGAAGGGAUUCACCAUAACCCCAAAAGACAGUUAUCUGAAUGCACUUAGGCAUUCCCAUACCAGCAAGGACCCCCAUGAAGGAGUUGUCCAUGCAGACGUGAAGCCGAAGUUUUCCAGGAUCCUGAGGAGGGAGUACUCCCCAGGUCCUGUUUAUCGACCACAAACGGAGUAUGGGAUCCCAAAGGACCCGAGUUUAAGUUAUGGGGUCCCGAAAGAUCCGAAUUUGGGCUAUGGGACCCCUAACAAUAUCGCCGAUGGGUUCUCGCAGACGCCUAGCACUUCUUUUGCGCUUCCUGUCCAGAGUUCGGGGAACUUUAAUGGACAAAUUAGUUAUGGGACCCCUGUGCAGGGUUAUGGGACUCCUAGCAAGGGCUAUGGACCACCUUCUGCACCCCAUGGGGUCUAUGGAACUCCUGGUGGAGGAUAUCUUCCUCCACCACAGCAAGGUGAGGCCAGAGCUUAUCCAUCACCGGUUUACGGAGCACCAUACGCUCUCACGGAUUUCGCUCACCUCCCAUCGAUUCCCACCAUAGACUUCACCUGGCCCUUUGCCCUGAAAUUAAAUGCCUUCACCCUGGCGAAGAUAUUGUUGAAACUGGUCAUCUUCAAGAUGAUUGUUAAGUUCAUCGCCGUGAUCUGUCUUUUAUUGUUCAUCCCGAAACUCGAGGUGGUGAAGAAAGGGAACAAUGGCGACGCCGAGGGCGAAGAGGACGAAAGUCGAUUUUUCAUCCCAAGCAAGUUUCCCUUUUUCGCCAUAGGAAAUUCCACGAUGGAGCGACUUGACAUUCUCGCUUCGAUGGUGACAAAUUCCAUCGAAAAGUAUGAAAGGAUGAACAAGAAUGGAACUUCCUCUGGAGAUUGUUCAAGCUUCGGUUGUCGAAUUCAAAGUGCAUUGUUGGAUGGGGAGUCCUGGUCGGACUAUCUAAGACUUUUCAAAAGCUAUGUUAAGGAAGAGAAGUUGACGGAGGAAAGUGAAAAUGCAGAGAACGAGGUGCAACGACAAUGAGUACUUGUUAAGAGCUCGUCUCCAUUCUCGUGAUCUCGAAUCAAUUGUUGAUAGCAAUGAGCAGGAAGCUCACACCUCGUUUCCGGUGGGUACAUUCGGGUCAGCUCUCUGUUGCGUGCAAGGUGACAAUGGCAACAACAAUGGCAACAACAAUGGCGGCAGAGAGGCGAAAGGAAAUAUAGACCAGGCCAUUGUUGGCCAUUAACGCUCCUUAUCAGAAAUCUGAAUCGUUGGUUUCUUUCCAUCGGAAAUAAUCCAGGAUACGUGAGAUGUGAAUUUUUAAUCCCGGAAAAUGGUUUGUUAUCUCGAGGUUACUCCAAUAAUAAGUCUGCGAGGACGUGUCUUAAUUCCCGAUAAAGAAGCGAAUCGCUGAUUUCGUCCCAUCGGAAAUAAUUAGAGACACCGGAGAUGGGAAUUUUCAAUUACCACAAAUGUUUGUGGUGCACCAACGAUAAGUCUGCAAAGCUGGUUCUAGCCUAAUGAACAAUACCUAGGAAAUGACAAGAGACAAAUCUCUAGCCAGAUGAGCGAACGUGUCAUUGCAUUGUUCCUGAGAGUUCCGAAACCUCGCGACAGCCUCGGCGAUAACGUAAUCGCGGUCGAUUACGUCCCAUUACCUGGGAUUAUCUUCAAUAGUUACUUCGAGCCUGCUUCGCAUUAUCUUAAUUGGCUCGUUCUAACAUUGAGAGUUUCCACUCAGCAUCACGCAAAGUUAACGGAUGAUUCAGUUACCGAUGAUAUCCGCGUCUUCCUAUUUUAAGUAGCCUGAUAAGAGAGUUUUUGUAACUUGCACGAAGUCCUCGAAGGAGGGAUUAAUAAAUUGGAGCCAUGGUCCUGGUUUUCUC